Messenger RNA from Cladocopium goreaui, 3675 nucleotides. The record is from the annotation of a GenBank genome assembly. NCBI's taxonomy places the organism in Eukaryota, Dinophyceae, Suessiales, Symbiodiniaceae.
AUGCUUGCAGUGGUGCUGCUUGCGUUUACUGAGGGUCUUCAGUGGGAUGAGGUUUUCCAGGCAGUGGAAGUCUUCAGUGGAAAAGCAACAUUGAGCAAAUGCUUGCUGGCUGCGGGGUAUGCCACAGCCAGUCUCGAUAUCGUUGACUGGAAGCCAUGGAUGGAUGACCGAAUCAAACAUGGCCGCCAAGUAUCCAAAAGGAACCCAUUGGAUUUGACAACGGCCGCUGGUUUUGGGCUUCUUAUCUCAACAAUUCUGAGAAGCAAAUCUGAUGCGGUGUAUGCAUUUGGAUUGGUGUGUUCGUCCUUUGUGAGUGUUUCCCGUGGAAGUACGUUUCGCCACUACUUCCUACCUCUUGGUGAUCCAUCAUCGGCAUCAGCCCAAUUGGGAAAUCUGCUAUGUGCAAGGAUGAUAUUGGCACUCAUCCUCAUCAUGUCGAGAGGUGGGGUGUGGCUGCUGGAGCAGCCAGUAUCCAGUUUGGUUUUUCGCCACCCAAGAUUUCGGGAAUUGUUGCGCAGAACCACGGUAUGGCGCCAAUCCUUUUGGAUGCGGGGUUGGGGAGCCCGCACACCCAAAAGAACAACUUUAUGGAGCAACAGCAGGGCCAUUCGAAAGUUUCAAACUGCCUCUAAAUUUUCCAGGGCAGCGAAAUCAGCUCGCAAACUUGCUGACGUCUACUAUGACAGGGCAGGCAACAAGAGGUACAAGGGCAACCGCAAUCUCAAAUCCUCCCAGGAGUACCCUGUUGGCUAUGGCAUUCGCUUCACCCAUGCCAUGAAGUAUUUCCAAGCAGAGAAAUCUCCUUUGACAGACCUCAAGGUCCCUGACAUGGAGAACAUUGUCCCGGCCGAUGUCUUCCCAGAUGUCUUUGUUGACGCUGACCUAUGGAAGGAUGCCCGGAUGCCAGAGGUUGCCCAGCAGAAGCUCCAGGCCUUGCAGGGCAAUGCAACUCCCCAGCGGAAGCAACUCUUCUCACCUUCCGAUGCUGAUCGAACUAUGUUCUAUCCUCCCCCUACUCAGGUGUCAGUGAAUUCUAGCCCUGCAGCCCCAGCAUCUUCUGGUGCCCAAAAGAGGGGAAAGAUCACAUCAGAUCAGAAGGAAGAUGUGGCCAACGCACCCAGUCCGGCAACGACCAUUCCUGGUGGAACCCAUGAGGCUGAGAAAGCAUUGACGCCUGGUGCUUUGCUUGCUACUCUUCGAAGGAUCUGUUCGCCUAAGCCCAGCUCAGGCAAGCUGGAGGUGAGUGCCGAGGAUGCUUUCAAGAAGCACGUGGAGCACAUUCAGAAGAAAAGCCGUAGAUCAAAGCUUCAUGUGGCGCAAGGGUAUUAUAGCAAGGAGCACAUGAAGACUAAGCUGGGUUGGAGUGCGCAACGCAUCCGUGCAGCUGUUGCGUACUGCACGGUGCCCAAAAGGGUGAAAUCCCAUACCAGGAAAGACAAGUACGAAGGGACCCGAGAGUACUGGGUUGAUGUUGAAACGACAGGUUCUUUCGAGAACGAGAACGAAGAGUCCUUCUUGGAAAGCACGGCAGUGUCGGGACAGGGGGAGGACAUUGAAUUGGGUCUCACACCCGCUGCCCAUGCAGAUGGUGAGGACUCAGGUGCUUCUAAUGAUGAAGACGAUGAUGAUGAUGAUGAUCAGGCUAGCUCUGUCCGCACCAAGAACAAGGGCAUGGGACCAGAGGCUGAAUCGGCAUUGGAGGCAGUUGACAAUCUUGGCACCGUGAUGGGCAACCUGCUCAAGACCCAGGCCAAGUUGGAAGGGCUGAAAGACAAGUUGUCAGCGCUUGAGACACCAGAGGGCCCAGGGUUGGUGACCAAAGUUCAGUCAUAUUGCGACAAGCUCAUCACCUUGCGCGAUGAGCUGGCCGAUUUGAAGAGCUACUUCGAUGGUGUGAAGCACUCUGCAAACCCAAAGCCUGACCAAAAGACUGUUUUGCGGGCUGGCCGGGCCUCCACGCCGCGUCAGCAGCCUGGCCAGGUCCUUCUACGGCAAGGCAAUCAAAGUCAUCGAAGAGAACAGGUGAGUGAAGCGCAAGCCUGCUCACUCGCUGACGCGUUUUGGGAGGAAUUUGGUGGUUUGGAAGGUUCGCAUGAUCUACCGAGUGCAAACUUUUUGAAAACGGCAUCGAGAUUGUCUCAGACGGGUCACGCCUACUUGUUGUCUGGCCACUUUGAAGAUUACAAGUUGGCAGCUGACAUACCUUUCAAUUACAAAGAUGUCGGCUUGGGUCAACCCCACCCAGUUUUGUCGAUUCUAGAUUUUGUGAAAACUUUGGACACCAAUGGAAAGUUGGACCUUCUUUUUAUGGGAAACGCACCUCAGCGAUAUGAAGAAUUUUGGGGCAAGUGGCGGGCACGUCAACCUCAUCACCCUAUCUACAGAGCUCAUGGUGAUUGCUUGGGUCGCUGUGUACCAGUAAUGGUGCAUGCAGAUGAGGGUACCUCGCAGAAAAAAAAGGGUGUGAUGAUUGUCUCAGUACAGCCUGUGCUAGGCCACGGCACUAGCAAACGCAAAGCUACAGAAACUGUACCUGGUGUCAACUACCUUGGCAAGAGCCUUGUCACCAGAAUGUUGUAUUCAGUGAUGCUUGCUCGUGUCUACUCCGGCAAGAAAAUGAAAAACAAACCCUUGCUGAAGUUGGUAGAACACCUGGCUCUUGAGUUACGGUCAGCCUUCUACGAAGGCAUCCCUGUGAACCUGACUACCGCGUGUGAGAGAGUCUACCUAGUGCCAAUUGGAAUGAAAGGAGACUGGGCAGCUUUGGUCAAAUGCGGUCAAUUGGUUAGGCAUCAUUUGAGAGAUGUCUCAGCAAAGAAAUCCGGGGCUGGAAUCUGUCACUUGUGCUUGGGGGGACAAGAGUCCCACAAUUGGUUUGACAUCAGUUACGACAAUAUGGAGAAAAUGCGAGAUGGUGCGCCACCACCCUGGUCACAUGAGCCUGCUAUUGUACGACAUUUGCCCUUGGGUGAUCCCUACAAGCACCACUUCUUUCGUAUAGAUGUGUUCCACACGCUACACAAAGGAGUUUUUGGCGAUAUCGCUGCAAAUGCCAUUGUCUCGCUUUGUGAUUAUGCUUGUGGAGACUUGGGAAUCGAGGCUGCGCUCAAUGAAAUUUUCUCUGAUGCAAAGGAAUUCUGCAAGAAGAGGUGCUGGUACAAAGGGGCAGAUACAACAUCCUUACUUCUCUACUUGGAAGCGCGAAUUUGCUUGGAAAUUGAGAAUGUAGAGGAGGGAAUUGUGAAUUAUUUCAAACAGAUCCACGAGAUGAUCGCAGCAGCGAAUGGAUUUAUGAAAACACUUUUUCACUGUGCCCUUUGGCUUUCCCAGGGUGAACGAGACCAUUUGAUUCGAUAUGGAAACGAAGUAGCCAAACUGUACAAGAAAUGCGCAAACUUUGCAUACCGCGCUGGCUUGACCCGGUGGAAGCUACAACCCAAAUAUCACAUGAUGGGCGAGAUCACCUAUGAAUUGGAAGAUGACAAACGACAUGACCGGGACAGUUUAUCCCCCCUGGCUUCCUCGACACAAAUGGACGAAGACCUGGUAGGUCACAUUUCAAAAGCUUCAAGACAUGUCUCUAUUCGAACACUACAUGAGCGCACAUUAGGGCGUUACAAAGUUGCUUUGGCCACCCAUUGGGGGGAAACACCCUCUGCCCACCAGUCCUUCUGA